Messenger RNA from Callithrix jacchus (white-tufted-ear marmoset), 2045 nucleotides. It is a transcript of the gene YBX1, whose product is annotated as Y-box binding protein 1. Lineage: Eukaryota; Metazoa; Chordata; Mammalia; Primates; Cebidae. Gene Ontology annotation, molecular function: nucleic acid binding. The record is from RefSeq and is a predicted model, not a curated record.
AGCCUCAAUUUUAUCGUUUGUGAAACGUGGAUAGUAAUCCUUCUAUCACAUGGCUGUUGUCGGAAUAAAAUGGAAAAACCAAACAGGCUAGCUUGUUCAAUAAAUGUGAGUUGAAUUAAAUCUGAUUUGUGGCCAGUAGAAAAAGACAUGAACACUCGAAGACACUUCUUUUUAAUACAUGUGUAUGCCUGGUAAAACGGAUCAGAAGGCAGGUCCCCAUGGAGCACACCCUCGCCUUAAACAUGCUAAACGUGCUGAGCCCAGGCUGUCUGAGCCUGCGUGGUCCCUCCAAGGUGACUGCUCCGACAAAAGCGUAAGCUCCUCAAACGCAUACGUUUAAGGCAAUUCCAGAAACCAUAGGCUGUGCCGCCACAACACGGCCAUUAAAGAAAAGAUGACUUUAUGCCUGCAGUCAUGUUCUCAGAUCACAAGGACUGUAUUUGGAGCAGAGAGGGAGGGAAGCCUUCUCUUUACGAAGGGCUAAUGCGUAGUCGGGCCCCCCUCCAAUCUCGGGUCCGGCCGGGUAAUUCCUGCCCAGCAUUCGGGCGUGCCUUUUCUUCAGCUGGGACACAACCCUGAACGUGGGGCUAGCCAGCCCGGCGGCUGCCUCGUGGAAAUCACGUUCUCUCUGCCCGUCCUCUCGGGUACUCUAUGGUUUUUGUGGCCGACUACUCUAAUUCUAGUUCCGGUCUCUAUGGCGGCCGGCGGAGGCAGGAACGGUUGUAGGUCGGCUGAAUUAGCCGCCAAAGGGCCAAUGAGAGUGGAGAACUGAUAAAAUAUUAUCCAGUAGAAGCCAGGAAUUGGGGUCAGGUGGGCAGAUUGACAGCAGCAGUGGCCAGUGAACAACGCCUAGGGCGGGUCGAUCGUAGGGCUUAUCCCGCCUGUCCCGCCAUUCUCGCUAGUUCGAUCGGUAGCGGGAGCGGAGAGCGGACCCCAGAGAGCCCUGAGCAGCCCCACCGCCGCCGCCGGCCUAGUUACCAUCACAUCCCGGGAGGAGCCGUAGCUGCCGUAGCCGGCCCCAGUCACCAUCACCGCAACCAUGAGCAGCGAGGCCGAGACCCAGCAGCCGCCCGCCGCCCCCCCCGCCGCCCCCGCCCUCAGCGCCGCCGACACCAAGCCCGGCACUACGGGCAGCGGCGCAGGGAGCGGUGGCCCGGGCGGCCUCACAUCGGCGGCGCCUGCCGGCGGGGACAAGAAGGUCAUCGCAACGAAGGUUUUGGGAACAGUAAAAUGGUUCAAUGUAAGGAACGGAUAUGGUUUCAUCAACAGGAAUGACACCAAGGAAGAUGUAUUUGUACACCAGACUGCCAUAAAGAAGAAUAACCCCAGGAAGUACCUUCGCAGUGUAGGAGAUGGAGAGACUGUGGAGUUUGAUGUUGUUGAAGGAGAAAAGGGUGCGGAGGCAGCAAAUGUUACAGGUCCUGGUGGCGUUCCAGUUCAAGGCAGUAAAUAUGCAGCAGACCGUAACCAUUAUAGACGCUAUCCACGUCGUAGGGGUCCUCCACGCAAUUACCAGCAAAAUUACCAGAAUAGUGAGAGUGGGGAAAAGAACGAGGGAUCAGAGAGUGCUCCCGAAGGCCAGGCCCAACAACGCCGGCCCUACCGCAGGCGAAGGUUCCCACCUUACUACAUGCGGAGACCCUAUGGGCGUCGACCACAAUAUUCCAACCCUCCUGUGCAGGGAGAAGUGAUGGAGGGUGCUGACAACCAGGGUGCAGGAGAACAAGGUAGACCAGUGAGGCAGAAUAUGUAUCGGGGAUAUAGACCACGAUUCCGCAGGGGCCCUCCUCGCCAAAGACAGCCUAGAGAGGACGGCAAUGAAGAGGAUAAAGAAAAUCAAGGAGAUGAGACCCAAGGUCAGCAGCCACCUCAACGUCGGUACCGCCGCAACUUCAAUUACCGACGCAGACGCCCAGAAAACCCUAAACCACAAGAUGGCAAAGAGACAAAAGCAGCCGAUCCACCAGCUGAGAAUUCGUCCGCUCCCGAGGCUGAGCAGGGCGGGGCUGAGUAAAUGCCGGCUUACCAUCUCUACCAUCAUCCGG